AUGCUCCGCAGCGCAGCUCAGCGGCUGCUCUCUACGGCGGCCCCCGCGGCGGAGCAGGCGGCGGGCAGGGCAUGGUGGAAGGUCGGCGCUGCGGGCCUGGUGGCGGGCACUGCAGGCCUGGCGGCCGCAUCCAGCAUCGCGCUAGCAGACGAGGCCGAGCACGGCCUGCACGCGGCAGCCUUCCCCUGGCCCCAUGAGGGAUUCUUCAGCUCGUACGACCACCGCUCCAUCCGCCGCGGCUUCCAGGUGUACCAGCAGGUCUGCGCCACCUGCCACUCCCUGGACCUGGUGCACUACCGCGACUUGGUGGGGGUGGCGUACACGGAGGAUGAGGCCAAGGCGAUGGCGCUGGACAUCGAGGUCACGGACGGGCCCAACGAUGAGGGAGAGUCGUUUGAGCGCCCCGGCAAGCUGUCUGACAAGCUGCCGGCGCCAUACAUGAACGAGGAGCACGCGCGCUACGCCAACGGCGGCGCCUACCCUCCAGACCUCUCCCUCAUCACCAAGGCCCGCCACGAUGGCCAGAACUACGUCUUCUCGCUGCUGCUGGGCUACCGCGAGCCACCCGCCGGCAUCUCGGUGCGUGAGGGCCUGCACUACAACCCGUACUUCCCCGGCGGCGCCAUCGCCAUGCCCAAGAUGCUCAACGACGACGGCGUGGAGUAUGACGACGGCACGCCCGCCACCGAGGCGCAGCAAGCCAAGGAUGUAGUGACCUUCCUGUCGUGGGCUGCGGAGCCCGAGAUGGAUGAGCGCAAGCUCAUGGGCGCCAAGUGGAUUGCGGUCAUGUCGCUGGUCUUCAUCACCACCAUCUAUUACAAGCGCUGGAAGUGGUCCCCUCUCAAGUCGCGCCGCAUCAUUGUGGAUGUGGUCAACUAAGCUGAGCUGGCGCUGGACUGGCAGCCUGGGCUCGAAAACCGGCGCGACCUGUCGACGGGCCUAGUGUUGGAAUCGCCUGGAUGUGGGCUGGAGGCCGGCUGUUGGGCAGGGGCCACCGUAGGCUGCUGCCUGCUGGCCAGGGCUCAGAGGAGCCUGAGCGGCGGCGGCCUUGCUCGUGUGCCCCCCUCACCCAGACCUGUGCAAAGGGAAUGGUGCAAGGCGGCCACGAGCCCCGAGUGCCCUCCCUUCGUUGCUUCGCUACCUCUUGUGUUCCAAGCACUUACAGUUGGGAACAGACAAACAAACUCCACAACAGAGAGCAGCGGAAAGGCGGUCAUUAUAACAGCGGGCCAUGUAACACACUCAGC
Chlorella variabilis is the source of this 1247-nucleotide messenger RNA. RefSeq lists its product as hypothetical. Gene Ontology annotation, biological process: mitochondrial electron transport, ubiquinol to cytochrome c. The record is from RefSeq and is a predicted model, not a curated record. Bases 1 to 879 code for a protein of 292 amino acids. NCBI's taxonomy places the organism in Eukaryota, Viridiplantae, Chlorophyta, Trebouxiophyceae, Chlorellales, Chlorellaceae. Gene Ontology annotation, molecular function: heme binding; electron transfer activity. The transcript has 8 exons.